This is a messenger RNA of Branchiostoma floridae (Florida lancelet), 2010 nucleotides long. Its product is annotated as transmembrane protein 177-like. Lineage: Eukaryota; Metazoa; Chordata; Leptocardii; Amphioxiformes; Branchiostomatidae. The transcript is spliced from 2 exons. The record is from RefSeq and is a predicted model, not a curated record. The coding region runs from base 1 to 948 and encodes 315 amino acids.
AUGGAAAAAUCUUACUCGUGCGAUCGGGCAAGUGAGCUCCUGCAACAUUUUGUGACCAAGUAUCGGCACGUACUACUGGGUGCCUCUGCCGUGGGGGUGUUCGCUAUCAAACUGGCCCCCCACGUUGCACCCCAAUGGUACUACCCAACCGUCUACCAACUGUGGGACCAAGAUGGACCAGUCCAACUCCCACUGCAUCAUGGGAACCUCUUCCAGGAGGUUUCUGGGAAAUUUGGAUUGAACGAUGCUGGGAAAUUCAAGGUUUUCCCUCUGUAUGGAUUCUACGAUCCCUUCAGUGCAGGUUUAUCAUGGCUGCCAGGUGGCGUUGUUUUGGGUGUACCCAGCUAUUUCUUGAACGCCAGCAAAGAGGACGUCCAGAACAAACAAAUCACAGUGUCUGGAAAGCUGCUCAAUUUCGCAUCAGAGGAAGGAAAGCAAUUCUGCAACUCUCUGGUGUUCAGUGACUCUGCACUGAAGUUUGCAAUAGGAAGGGAACUUUCUAUGGUGAAGAGUAACGCUGCACUGUACCAGGCUACCCUACCACCGGUCUGUUUAGUGGGAACAUAUGCAGGUAUUCUGUACAGCAAGCAACUCCUUGGCUUGUUCCAGAUCCCUUUUCGGUUCAGGGUGGCGCUGAAUAUCUUGGGAGGAACAAUAGGUUUGGUAGUAUACUACCUUCUCUCGGACACAAUGGAGCACUACUUUGACCACAAAGCAGACAAGGUGUGUGCGAAACUUGGCAGGGAAUACGCACAGGGAGGGAUGGAGUUCUACGACAAACUCUUACUAAGAAAUCAGGCAUUAAGGGUGCUGCUUGGUCGAAAGGGCCAGAAGAUGUACACACCUUACGGGAAUGUGCGACCAAAAAGCAUGUUCUUCAUGAAGCACCCACAGCUAACAGAUAGGAGGAGGAAGGUGGCAGAAAUAUAUCACUUUGAUUUUGCCUAGUAGUUUCAUGCUUUCCACAUUUUGUACCUUGUUGGUCAAAACCGUUUCAUGAUGAUAUUACUGAGAAAAAGUGUGCUGAUAGAAGUUGUAUUCUAUGCAGGAACUUGGAGUUGGAUUGACUAUUGUACACAAUAACUAGGAUACUCAGUUAUGUCAAGUAGAUAUAAAAAAGACAAAGACACAAAAGGUUUAAGCAUAUGUUAUUUUACUAUGAAUUUUGGUCACCACGAAAGCACAUGGAUCAUUUCUUUGUUGUCUACAUCGUCUUUGUGUAUUAAAACCACAAUAAGACACUGACGCAUAGAGCCAGUGAGACUAUGGCUAUAGGAACAAGGCUAGAGUCCUGGUACAUUCCACAAAGCUUGCACCAUUCGUAAAUAGCACUAUGUUUAAACCACUAAUGUUGAAAGGAAUGUGAAUCUGUAUAAAGGGUAUUCCUAUGGCCGAGAAGUGGCCAAUGUCAAACAAGGAGGUUGAAAAUCUCAGAAACAUAAUGCUGAACCUCCAGUUAACAUAAUGCUGCUUUUGUCAUCACCAUGGGGAAUAGUACUGGUACAAGCUGAAUGGAGAUGUAGUAAAAAAUUUUGAAAUCUACAAGUUCAGAAUUUCACCACAGAAAGCAUACAAAAUAUGAUUAUCAUUUUCUUCAAAAUAUUCACACUUUUUUUGCCAAUCUUUCGCAUCCCAUCAUUUAGAUACCAAACAUUCUGUACAAAGGGGUGGAUAAGUGCUUGUUGGGGAGCGGAUGUGAAAAAUUGGUGCAAAUCUUGUCUUUCAGAUUUAGCACAGUUGUUCCCUGUUACAGCAAAAGUUUCAUCAACCAUGUUUUUUUUAACAUCACACCCCCCUAACUUUAAUGAAUUGUCCCUACAGUAUGCAAGGGCCAACUCUUAGGUUAUCCCCUACAAAGACCUUUAAAAAGGUACAACUUGGGAAAGCACUUGACAUCUCACAAUCCUAAAUAAAUGACAUGGCACAUUUGAGCUUACAUGUACAUCUUCAUCCUAGAGUACUUCCCAGUAAACAAUUGUUCUAGACCAUCUCCUUCUCUGAAAAAAAAAA